This is a messenger RNA of Cyclopterus lumpus (lumpfish), 661 nucleotides long. RefSeq names its product peptide YY-like. Gene Ontology annotation, cellular component: extracellular region. The coding region runs from base 47 to 340 and encodes 97 amino acids. NCBI's taxonomy places the organism in Eukaryota, Metazoa, Chordata, Actinopteri, Perciformes, Cyclopteridae. The record is from RefSeq and is a predicted model, not a curated record. The transcript has 4 exons. Gene Ontology annotation, biological process: neuropeptide signaling pathway; feeding behavior. Gene Ontology annotation, molecular function: neuropeptide Y receptor binding; neuropeptide hormone activity.
AAGCAAUCCUCCAAACUUCUACCUGUAACCUCAAAGUCUUCUCAAAAUGGCCGUGAUCCUGAAGCCGUGGACAGUGCUGGUGGCCUUAGUGCUGUGUGUGCUGGUGUGUCUGGGAACACUGGCAGACGCCUACCCCCCGAAACCUGAGAACCCUGGGGAAGAUGCUGCUCCCGAGGACUUGGCCAAGUACUACACCGCCUUGAGACACUACAUCAAUCUGAUCACCAGGCAGCGGUAUGGAAAGCGUUCCACUCAGGAGGACGUGGUUGCAGAGCUGCUGUUUGGUGGCGACAGCAACCGAGACCAGAGAUCAAGAUAUGACGACUCCUACAUGUGGUGACUCCGCUGCCCCUCCCUCCUCAUGGAGCAUUUCCUCCUGGUGCAUCCCACAAUGCACCUGGAGGGGCCGACAUGAGCCUCUCCCCUCCAACCCCUGAAACCGGCCUUGAACUGAAGACCAUCACUGACCGGAACACGAGCUCUCUUAUUCUCUCUGGCCACUGUCUCACAUCUCUCUCAUUAUAACACAAUUGUAGAUAAGUUAUUCUUCAAAUAUAUAUAUAUGAGAUCAGAGCUACCAAUCAGAAGGUUGACCUGUGUCUGUGUGUAUGUGUGUGUGUGUGUGUGUGUGUGAUCACUUAUUGUCCUUGUCAUGUCAAAA